Humulus lupulus (European hop) is the source of this 1479-nucleotide messenger RNA. RefSeq lists its product as uncharacterized. NCBI's taxonomy places the organism in Eukaryota, Viridiplantae, Streptophyta, Magnoliopsida, Rosales, Cannabaceae. The coding region runs from base 1 to 1479 and encodes 492 amino acids. The transcript is spliced from 4 exons. The record is from RefSeq and is a predicted model, not a curated record. Gene Ontology annotation, molecular function: nucleic acid binding. Gene Ontology annotation, biological process: DNA integration.
AUGGAAAACUUCAUUGUGGUAGAUUGUGCUUUAGCUUUCUACGAGGUAUUGGGGAGACCAUCCCUAAGAGAAUUGAAAGCGAUAACUUCAGUAUAUCAUCUAGCUGAAAAAUUUCCAAAUCCUGGGGGAAUAACGAGUAUGAAGGGGGAACAGAAAGAAGUGAGGGAGUGUUAUAACACCUCCCUCUGCACGUCUGUAAAACCACAAGAACCGAUGGCGAUGGUAGCACAAGAUGGCACAAACCCCCAAGAACUGAACCCCCGUGUCACGAAGGAGCUAGGGUCUGAACUUGUGGAUGAGUUAGAAGAGAUCGUUGUAAUGGAAGAGCCACUACGAAAGUUGAAGGUGCGAAAAAACCUUCAAGAUGACACAAAGGAGAAAUUGGUGAAGUUCCUGAAGGAUAAUCUCGAUGUGUUCGCUUGGAGUCACGAAGACAUGAUACUCAUGAACCCAGCUGACAAAGAAUAUAAUUCAUUCAUAAUGGAUAAAGGGCUCUACUGCUACAAAGUGAUGCCUUUUGGAUUGAAGAAUGCAGUUGCCACCUAUCAGAGAUUGGUGAAGGGCGAGUAUCAGGCAAGGGGACCUAAGAUGGCCGCAUACUUAAAGAGGGUAAAAGGCUAUUUGGAGCAAUUGGGGGGCUAUAGCAUAGAGAAAAUCCCAAGAGAGAGGAAUACCCAUGUCGAUGCCCUCACAAAGCUGGCUUCCACAAAGGAUGGAGAUAUCCUUGAGUCUGUGCCGGUGGAGUACUUAUCCAGGCCAAGCAUCAUUGAAACAGAGAUAAGAGAGGCUCGGAGGCUGGUGUAUAAAGUUGCUCGAUACACCUUAGUAGACGAAGUCUUGUACAAGAGAGGAUUUUCUGUGUUGCUCCUGCGGUGUGUUGAUGAAGAGGAGGCAAUGAAAGUUUUGUAUGAAAUACAUGAGGGUGAAUGUGGCAACCAUGCGAGUGGGCCAUCCACAGCCAAGAAAGCCAAGAGGCAAGGAUACUACUGGCCCUCUAUGGAGAAGGAUGCUAGUGACUUUGUGAGAAAGUGUGACAAAUGUCAGAGACACGCAAACUACUCCCAAAAGCCCCCAAAUGAGCUAACUAGCCUGACCAGCCCUUGGCCUUUUGCUAUUUGGAGAAUAGACCUGAUCGGCGCCUUUCCUGCAGGUAGGGGUGGAGCAAAAUACGCAGUCGUAGUGGUAGAUUACUUCAUCAAGUGGGUUGAAGUAGAACCUCUAAUAAAAAUAACGGCCAAGCAGAUCACCACCUUUGUCAACAAAUCCAUUGUCUGCAGUUAUGGAGUGCCCUACCAAAUCAUUUCUGACAACAACACACAAUUCGAGGGGGAAACAUUCGAGGAGUAUUGUAAGGAGAAAGGAAUAAGGAGAAGCUUCUCAGCUGUUGUGCAUCCACACACCAAUGGCCAGGUAGAGGCCAUUAACAAAGUCCUCAAGAAGAACCUAAAAACGAAGCUAGAAAAUUUGAAGGGAACCUAG